Rotaria sp. Silwood2 is the source of this 354-nucleotide messenger RNA. Lineage: Eukaryota; Metazoa; Rotifera; Eurotatoria; Philodinida; Philodinidae. The record is from the annotation of a GenBank genome assembly.
AUGGGUCUUCGUAUAAAUAAAUCUAAUGAAAAUUUCGAUAAUAAUAGUAAUAAUAAUAAUAAUAAUGAUGAUGAUAUUGAUGGUUAUAGUGAUACAAGUGAUGAUGCAAUAAUUGAAGUUCAACAAUGUGUUGUUCAUAUUGAUACAGGACAUAUACAAUUACCUGAUGAUAUGCCACAUUUUCCUGAUCAUUCUUUAAUUCAAAGUAAUGAGGAUUGGACACAUGUUGAUGAUCAACAUAGAACAAUAGAAACACAUGAUGAACAAAGUCAAGCAUUAUCAAGACUUGUAGCUAUUGAUAAACGUACUGGAAUUAUUAUUAAUAAUAAUGAAGAUGAAAAUAGGUUAUUUUAA